AUGCGGAAGUUGUUGUGGAUGUGAUGGCGGCCUGGGCGGGAUUCACCGAGCGGGAGCUCCGCCACAUGCAGGGACUGCCAGAAUCCCCACGUCCUGUGGAUCAGCCCCGCAAACCGCCCACUGCAGCAUUAAAUCGCCAACAGAUUCAGCGAAGGAAGGCUUUGCAGUCACAGACGGCACAACUGGCAAAGCAAGAUGGAGCCCUGUCUGCACCUUCAGACAUGCAGCUGUCCAGGCCAGCAGCCGUGCCUUCUCCAGCGCCUCCUGAUCCAGGUGACCAGCCGAAAUCUCCAUCUACGGGUCACUGUGCCAGCUUGGGGGCUACUGAAACCAAAACCGAGCCAGAUGAGCAGAUUGCGGAAAAGGAUGUGGAAUUGAGGGAGAAACCCCGACUCGGACAGCUCCAGCUGGAGCAGAGGUUAAUGGAAGAAAAGAAUAAGCGGAAAAAAGCUCUUCUUUCGAAGGCCAUUGCCGAGAGGUCCAAAAAAACUCAGGCAGAAACUUUGAAACUGAGGAGGAUCCAGAAUCAGCUCCAGGCUUUGGAUGACCUGGUGUCCACGGACAUUGGCAUUCUGCGGAACCGUAUUGAUCAAGCAUGCUUUGAGUUUGCACAAGCCAAGAAACGAUUUGAUAAAGCGGAAUCAGAGUACAUCUUGGCCAAACUGGAUUUGCACAAGAAGACUGAGCUGAAGGAACAGCUUACAGAACAUCUGUGCACCAUAAUCCAGGAGAACGAGGUGCGUAAAUCAAAGCGAUUGGAGGAACUUAUGAAACAACUAGAGGUUGAAACUGACGAGGAGAAGCUGGAACUGGAGAUUGAGGUGGAGCAGAUGUUGCAACGUCAAGAAGCCGAGGCACGAAAACAGUUAAUAGUGCCUGAAGCCGAACAGUCCACCAAACCUGGACCAGUAGAAGAAAAUAUUCCACCAGCGGUAGAGAAAGAACCCUCGGCUGUCCUUUUAAACCCAUCGAAUGACGGAGGUCAUAGUGCUACUCCAGAGACAAACCCUGCUCCUGAUGGAUAAGAACACAACUUUUUAGUAAAUCUAAACUACUUGAUUGACAAUCACGGUUGGUUGAUAUGUACUCCUAUAUGUACCCCUUCUUUACUCAUCGUAAGUCGGUGGCUGGGACACUUUUGUGUUUUAAGGUAAACUGACAUUUAUUUAAUUUAAUUUGAAUUAAACGGAUCACUCUAAGCAACGUAACUUUGCAUUAAUGUAAAGUUGAUGUUGCAUAUCGUAACUUCAUGCUUAGUAAUGCGAUGAUUUGUAAAUGAAAGAAAAAAAAUCCUUGCUAUAAGCCAAACCCCUCCAGAGCUUCCAAUGAAGCAGUGGAAAUUCUAUCUUCUGUGAUGCCUCUGUUUAAGGAACACCCCAGUGUUAACAAAUCCUAAAACUUGGGUGUUGGUAAAUCACCUGGGCCCCAUUCACCUCAUUCCCGUCCAUGGUAAAUAAAUGACCUCUAGUCUA
Messenger RNA from Pelobates fuscus (common spadefoot toad), 1472 nucleotides. RefSeq names its product golgin, RAB6 interacting (gene GORAB). The coding region runs from base 24 to 1025 and encodes 333 amino acids. Lineage: Eukaryota; Metazoa; Chordata; Amphibia; Anura; Pelobatidae. The transcript has 5 exons. Gene Ontology annotation, biological process: non-motile cilium assembly. The record is from RefSeq and is a predicted model, not a curated record.